UGAAAGUACAUUUUAACAUUUUUUGGGAAAACCCAAGAAAAUUAAAAUGUGGAGUAUUUCCGACAAGGCGUUCAUGUAUCUUAAUGGACUUGAUAUUAAAGAAUACGGUAAUUUAAGCGAGUAUGCGUACAAGACUGUUGUUAGAAAGGAGGCAAAAGCACGAGGGUUCCACAAGAAACAACGCUGGAACAAGAGCUUGCUGGUUGGUGAGAAAUGCGGAUUUAACACUAUAAUAUGCGAACUGAAAGGCCACAUAAUGCUGAAAGAAGAGUUAGAAGAUCCGAAAGACGGCACGGUGUAUUUCGAUCCUAAAUUGGACAUCGCAGUUGCUUUCGAUCAGCAGAGCGAAAUAAAUUUGGCAAAAAGGAAGUGCAGAAAUAACGUAAAGAUCAGAAUAGCGAAGAACAAAGAGAUCAAUUUCAAGAAAAGCUUGGAUGGUUUUGCACGAAUGGGAAAUUACAAGGUACUUCUGGUUGCCACACAGAACAUUUCCAAGGAUGAUGAGGUAUUUUUAUCGCCCAUGGACUUCAAACGAUACAACGGAGAAAAAGACGCGUGCUCAUGCACCAAAGAAGAGUAUUGUUUAUACUCAAUGGCAAAAUAAUUGCCGAUUGCGGUGCUGUGCCCACC
This is a messenger RNA of Vavraia culicis subsp. floridensis, 630 nucleotides long. RefSeq lists its product as uncharacterized. The record is from RefSeq and is a predicted model, not a curated record. Lineage: Eukaryota; Fungi; Microsporidia; Pleistophoridae. The transcript has a single exon. The coding region runs from base 47 to 604 and encodes 185 amino acids.